This is a messenger RNA of Diorhabda carinulata, 998 nucleotides long. RefSeq names its product alpha-tocopherol transfer protein-like. The transcript has 6 exons. NCBI's taxonomy places the organism in Eukaryota, Metazoa, Arthropoda, Insecta, Coleoptera, Chrysomelidae. The coding region runs from base 42 to 944 and encodes 300 amino acids. Gene Ontology annotation, cellular component: membrane. The record is from RefSeq and is a predicted model, not a curated record. Gene Ontology annotation, molecular function: phosphatidylinositol bisphosphate binding.
GGUAUUAGUUAUUAUAAUACUAGAGACUUUGCUAGUUAAAAAUGUCUUCGUACCUUGAUAUCGAUCAUCAUUCAAAAUUAGUUAAACAUUUCGGAAAAUCGGAUGAUCACGUUGUUGACGACAUUAAAACUAUCAAAGAAUGGCUCCAAAAAGAAGAACAUCUACCAGAAAUGCCUUCCGAUGCUAUUAUAAGAGGAUUUUUGGUAAUCAAUAAGUUUAAUAUUGAAAAAACUAAAGAUGCUUUGCAUAUUUACUACACGAUAAGAGAAUUGAUGCCAGACAUUCUCAAAGGUGCUCGUCCUUCCGAUAAACAUAUCCAAGAAUAUACGAAUGUUCUUCCAUUUCUGCCUUUGCCGAAGCCCACGCCGAGAAUGCAACGAGUUGUUAUAGUAAAAUUCCGCGAUCUAGAAAAUCCGGAAGAUUUGGAUCUUUUAAAAAACUUAGCACUGUACAGUCACAUAAACGAAAUUAAAUUGAAUGAAGAUUUGUCAUUGGGAGACGUAUAUAUCUUGGACUGUUUACAUUUUAAACCAGAGUAUCUGUCUAAAAUUAAUAAAGACGUUUUAAAAAAAAUCAGUUUUGUUAUAGAGGAAGUAUGGAAUAAAACUGUUAAAGAAUACCAUUUGAUUAAUAAUUCUGAGCACUCGAUUGUGUUCGGUAACCUAAUAAGGGAACAUUUAUACGAAGAAAUUAAGGAAAACAUUUAUGUUCAUGAUACACUAGAAGAUUUGUAUAAGUGCAUUCCUAAAGAAAUUCUUCCAAAAGAUUAUGGUGGUGAGGAAAAAACCUACGAUGAACUACUUGCUGAUUGGAACAAAAAAGUUGCAGAAUUCGAACAUAGAUUUCAUAAGCUGGACAACCUCGAAGGGGCAAACAAAUUACUGUCGCGCAAAUACAAAGGCAAAAACAUUUCCGAAUAUUUCAAUGAAAAAAUAAAAAAUUAGAUUGUUUCCUCAAAUUGACUCCAUUCUAAUAAAUAAGUCUUUACCCACAUUAAA